Gamsiella multidivaricata is the source of this 3364-nucleotide messenger RNA. RefSeq lists its product as uncharacterized. The transcript has 3 exons. The coding region runs from base 95 to 3364 and encodes 1089 amino acids. NCBI's taxonomy places the organism in Eukaryota, Fungi, Mortierellomycota, Mortierellomycetes, Mortierellales, Mortierellaceae. The record is from RefSeq and is a predicted model, not a curated record.
CUCUCUUCUCUUGACCACCCACUCAUUCGACUCUCUCUUUUUACCUUUUCUCAGCUGUCCUUCUUUGUUGGCCGUUUGAGAUAGCAAGCCUGCCAUGUCGGGCCAGAUCCAUUUCGUGACUCCAACUAACAGAUGGAUCGGGAGCAUUCCGCUCUCUACACUCGACCCACUCACCUUCGAGCCAUUCUCAACCUAUUUACGCCAUCGUCCGCGUCAGUCAAAGGCAAACGACCGAAAUGAUGGCGAAGAAGACGCAGCGAAGGAUGAGGAGUUCAAAGAUAGGAUCUCAAAUAUGCAGGGACAACCUGUAUCACUGAUUCUUGCACGGUUGCAGACCACGCAGGGAUGUUCCUGUGGUUGCACAGUACCCGCGCCGCCAAAGCAUUCAGAUUAUUACCAUGCACAGCACAUCUUACGCUUGAUCUUUCAGACCCAAAAAAUUCGCUCUCGAGCACUCAGGACGAACUUUCCUGGGUACUUUGAAAGGCCCGAGGAAACGGAGGAUGGGGGUACGGGCUCGGAUCGAGACACGGAUGCCAUCUCGGAGAAAGACGACGACGAAGAGGAUCAUCGAUCUCAGCCCCAACCCCAACGGGAACCUUCAGAUUGUCCGGACUCUAUCGCAAUUGCGAUCGACGAUCCUUUGCACGAUCAGCGGAACCAAUCUAGGGAAGCAGCAGUUGUACACAAACCGCCAAAGACCCCACAAUUUGUCCACUCGCUGAUUCAGAACCGAGCGCUGAGGAAUCCUUUGACUAACAUGGACACGGAUGGAGACCCGACAUUUUUUAUUGUCCUUGAACCCGGGCACGGGGGAUGGUGGCACGAACCCUGGGCGAUGGCGACUCGGCCUCCAGGAGUUCCGAGACCAAAUUACCAUCAACAUCAGCAUCACCGCCAUCAUCCUGAUCCUCAUUAUCAGCAGGAAAUAUCGUCGGCGGAGGAAUCCGAGCAGACCCUAGAGAGAAUCCAGCACGAAAAGGAGCUCCAGAAGGAAAGAUGGCGGCAAGGUCGAAUUGGCAACCUGGAGCUUGAGGCUCAGCACGAACUGGAGUGGAGGCGCUGGCAACGGAGUCUUACUGCCUUUGACAAGACCUCAUCGACAACGGCUUCUCGAUCAAAGACGAGAUCUAUGCGCUACAGACUGGGCAAGGACAUUACGCUGCUGGAGCCUUCUGAACGGGGUCUGCGAUUACCAAAGUACGUCUGUACCAGAAUUACGGAUGAUAAAUGUGAUCGGCAAGAGAAGGAAUUUACGAAGGCUGACUCGGACAUCGCAUCAACAGACAUCGAUACGGGCAAGGUUGGAGGGAAUUUUCAAUCCGUUCAGGUAUCAGCUCCGCUAGACGAGGUGGAGCUGGAGGAUAUCCGUCAGCAACAGGCACAUGCGCAAGAACAGCAGGAAGAUCCAAAGAUCCGAUAUAAGACCCCUCUCUUGAAUGAAAAGAAGCGGCAGAAAGACGCCGCUGUCCGAUCAUGUCGGCCACCGCCAAAAGUCCAGCCGUGGUGGGACCCAAAUCCGCAGCCAUUUGUCAUGCCCAGCACAAAGUUGUCGCCGUUUGCGAUAUCCACGCUCCCAGAACCUGUGGCCAAGUGUUUUGGUGGCAUAUCGAUCUAUGCCCAAAGACCGCCCUCUUCACAGCAACCGCAGGCGUCGCAAAGCGCUCAGGAUUCGAGCCAGGCGCAGGAGCAGAGGCAAAAUGAGGAUAGGGAGGGCUCAGGGUCCAACGAGGAAAAUGGUUGUGCAAAACCAGCUGAGGUGCCACUGGACAGCGAUACCAACGGAUGUAAGUGGGUUCCAGUGCAGGAGGGAGAUCGCGUAGCGGUCAUGAUUGGAACAAGCAAAGACUUUCUACUCUUUCCAUCUUUUCAGCGGCUGCUCUUUCGUCAUCUGAGCCGCGAGGACUUUGAGGACCGUGUGGGGCGAGUAGGCGUGAUCCCUUGCCCUGUCUCAACAGUUGUGUUGGAAGGACGACGAUCAUCAAAUGAAGGCCAUCGCAGGAGUGUCAGUAUUAGCGAGAGUAAUGCAGAAGAGGUAUCUCACCAAGGUCCCACAUCAGGAUUUAUAAACGACAGCCAAGCUGAACAGGAUGUGCCACAAGGUGGCGAACGAGAUACGUAUGGACAGAGUAGGGGUCCACAGCGGUCUUGGCUGUCGCGGUUCUCGCGCAGAGGCGCAGGGUCAUCGGACGCGCGAGUAUCAGCAACGAUGGUGCAGACAAUGGCGGAGAGAUCGGAUACACAGAGGGGUACAGAUUUGCAGGGUACAAGUCCUAACUUUGAAAUGCACGCAGAGUCGUCAGGAUCAAUUCGCGCGUCUAGUACUGAAUUGGAGACAGAACCGGCUCAUCUAAACGAAAAGACUCAAGACAAACAUUCAGUAACACGCCUCAGGACAGAACAGCAAGAUCAAAGCACUCCCGGUGAAGGAAAGACAGAUUCACAGCCACAAAGACGGCCCCAGGAGGAAUUAGAGGAGGAUCAAGAACGACAGUGGGGGCUUUAUUGGGAGACCCUGGAGCGCGAGGACUAUGACUCUUCUACGUAUGAAUAUCCGCCUUCAGAUGACGACCUGUUCAUGUAUCCACCUGGUGAAUUCAUUGACAGUAGCAGCGACACCAACAGCUCCUCAGACGAGAAUGACCAAAACGCUCAUGAUGGAAGCGAUCAAGGAGGAGCAAGUUCAAGGCCUGGACGAUGCUGCUGGUCUCUUCACAACUGGAUCCAACUGCUUCUGUUCUGUCGUCGGCCUCAGCCUAGAGGCGGGUCUGUGUCGGAAUCGCGACGUGCCCGAAGACGGCGUCUUCGACGGGAGCGCUGGCAUGCGUAUCAGCUACAGCAACGGCACCAACAGCAGCAAGAAGAAUCGGUGGCGAUGUAUAGGUUUAUGCCGGAGCCGUUGCAGCGGGCUAUGGGACCUGAGGAAGUGCAUCGGUGUUGUAUGGUGGUGGAGUUUUGUCGGCUUUAUUUGACAAUUCUGAUGGCGAUGGUGCUGAUAGGCGCGAUUGUGUAUGGUGCAGUUCAGGCAGAAGCAUCGCCGCGUUCGCCGCGUUCACCGCAUUCAUCAACAUCGUCAUCGUCGACGUCGUCCUCGGAGGGAGCGAGGGUGACUGGGCCGUUGGAUGCGAAUGUAAACCCGAACCAGAUGAUGGUUUAUGGAUCGUUUGUUAGUCAAUCGCAGCCUGGAGUAGGAUUUUUGGAUCGGGAAGUGAAUAAGGUAGUUGAACAGGAGACAGACAAGGUUGUCGAGGGCGGUGUCAGUCGUCGCGGACUGCCUUUAAAGGCCCAGAAACAGCGGCAGCUUGAGAAAAAGAGGAAGAAGACGCGGCAUCACCAUCAUCUUAGGAGCCGGUCGCAGAGAUAG